Molecule: messenger RNA, 933 nt
Organism: Aspergillus chevalieri
Lineage: Eukaryota; Fungi; Ascomycota; Eurotiomycetes; Eurotiales; Aspergillaceae
Product: SKI complex subunit WD repeat protein SKI8
Exons: 7
Coding region: 1-933 (310 amino acids)
Cellular component (GO): Cdc73/Paf1 complex
Molecular function (GO): protein binding
Source: RefSeq, a predicted model, not a curated record
AUGUCGAAACAAUAUCUCUCGUGGGGCUCCGCGGACAAUGCGCACCCAAUUGAUAUCUUCUCGUUGGCUGUGACGGAUAAGCAAAUUCUGUCCGCCUCGGGUGCUUCUUCCAUUCAGGUCCAUUCCACUACGGACCCAGACUUUCCCUUGACUCAAACCAUUGAAGGGGCUCAUAAAGUUGGCUGCCAUCAUAUCGUGACUGACGGACGCGGUACAAGGGCCAUCAGUGUGGGAUUUGGUGGUGAGAUUCAGAUCUGGAUUUGCCGUGACGGAACUUGGUCCCAUGAUGAUGCGGGUCCAGGAAUUGCAGAUUUUAGUGAGGUUUGGGCUGUUGCUCUGUCAGAAAAUGGGCAGUUCCUUGCUGGUGUUAGUCAAGAUGGUCACAUCAAAGUCUGGGACUUAAACGCCAGUGGUGAACAGAUACAGGACUAUGAGACCCAGGGCAGCUUCGGUACAUGUUUGGAUAUAUCUGCGGAUGGUCGUCUCAUCGCCAGUGGACACGAGAAUGGUAGCGUCUACAUCUUCAGUACUGAAACCGGUCGUAUGCCAUUUUCCUUGUCAGGUCUUGUGAAGCCCGUACGAACCGUUGCUUUUUCUCCUGCCGGAAAGCUCCUCGCUGCUGCCGGUGACUCUAAAGUAAUCGUGCUAUUUGACACCUCGUCUGGAGAACAAGUCGCAAAUCUGUCCGGUCAUUCAGCGUGGAUCCUGUCGCUUGCGUGGAGCACCACAGGAGAAUAUCUCUUGAGUGGGUCAUUUGAUGGAAAGGUUAAGGUCUGGUCGAUAGAUACCAAAACAUGUGUUGCCACGCACUCCGAGACUGAAAAGGCCGUUUGGAGUGUCAAGUGGCUUCCAAAAGUUGGAAGGUCUGAGGGCUUCGCUACUGCGGGAGCAAAUCGAAGCAUAGCGUUCUACCGAGAAGCUACGGGGGGUUAA